AAAGUCUCAAGGAUUUAUGAUGUCAUUGGUACCAUCCGAGGGGCUGUGGAGCCAGAUCGUUACAUCAUUUUGGGAGGACAUCGAGACUCCUGGGUGUUUGGUGGAAUAGAUCCAACUACUGGAGCCGCUGUACUGCAGGAAGUUGCAAGAAGCUUUGGCAAAAAAGUAAAAGAAGGUUGGCGGCCCAGAAGAACUAUAAUUUUUGCAAGCUGGGACGCAGAAGAGUUUGGACUUCUGGGAUCAACAGAGUGGGCAGAGGAAAACGCUAAAAUUCUGCAGGAGAGAGGAGUGGCUUAUAUAAAUUCAGACUCUUCCAUAGAAGGAAACUACACCUUAAGAGUGGAUUGCACCCCUCUGAUGUACCAGCUGGUCUAUGAGCUUACAAAGGAGAUAUCGAGUCCAGACGAGGGCUAUGAGGGCAGAUCCUUGUAUGAAAGCUGGCUCGACAAAGAUCCUUCCACACAGAAUGCUGAGCUACCAAGGAUAAACAAGCUUGGCUCCGGCAGUGACUUCGAGGCAUAUUUUCAGCGUCUAGGGUUGGCAUCUGCAAGAACACGAUACACAAAAAAUAGGAAAACAGACAAAUACAGCAAUUACCCGGUCUACCACACAGUAUAUGAGACAUUUGAGCUAGUGAAUCAGUUUUAUGAUCCAACAUUCAAGAAACAACUCGCGGUAGCCCAGAUGAGGGGAAGCCUGGUGUACAAGCUC
Staurois parvus is the source of this 711-nucleotide messenger RNA. The record is from the annotation of a GenBank genome assembly. Lineage: Eukaryota; Metazoa; Chordata; Amphibia; Anura; Ranidae.